Messenger RNA from Cololabis saira (Pacific saury), 1587 nucleotides. RefSeq names its product ADP ribosylation factor like GTPase 3b (gene arl3b). Gene Ontology annotation, biological process: cilium assembly. The transcript is spliced from 6 exons. The record is from RefSeq and is a predicted model, not a curated record. Bases 49 to 597 code for a protein of 182 amino acids. Gene Ontology annotation, molecular function: GTPase activity; GTP binding. Gene Ontology annotation, cellular component: microtubule cytoskeleton; cytoplasm. NCBI's taxonomy places the organism in Eukaryota, Metazoa, Chordata, Actinopteri, Beloniformes, Belonidae.
CACCGCCCUAGUAACCGUCGGCAGCGUCUCCAGGAGAGAAGGAACAAGAUGGGAUUGCUGUCCAUCCUACGUAAGCUAAAGAGCACGCCGGACCAGGAGGUCAGGAUACUGCUGCUGGGUCUGGACAAUGGUGGGAAAACCACUCUGCUCAAACAGCUGGCAUCUGAGGACAUCAGCCACAUCACCCCGACUCAGGGAUUCAACAUUAAGAGCGUGCAGUCUCAGGGGUUCAAACUGAAUGUUUGGGACAUUGGAGGUCAGCGGAAGAUCAGGCCAUACUGGAGAAACUACUUUGAAAACACUGAUAUACUGAUUUACGUCAUUGACAGCGCUGACAGAAAGAGGUUUGAGGAAACGGGUCAGGAGCUGGCUGAGCUGCUGGACGAGGAGAAGCUGAGCGGCGUUCCUGUGCUGAUCUUUGCAAACAAGCAGGACCUGCUGACGGCAGCUCCAGCCUCCGAGAUCGCCGAGGGCCUCAAUCUGCACACCAUCCGGGAUCGCAUGUGGCAGAUCCAGUCCUGCUCCGCCCUCACCGGCGAGGGGAUCCAGGAGGGCAUGAAUUGGGUCUGCAAGAGCGUCAACUCCAAGAAAAAGUAGCUUUGCGUCUAGUCUUCUACUACUCAGGAGGAGCAGCAACAGCAGCAGAUACAAAUACACACACAUACUGACACACAUCGCACCUCCUGAGCCUUAGUACGAUGGGAUUUACCUGUGAAUGUACACACACUACUAAUCCAACGUGGACUUUUUUAAACUCCCCCACCACCACUUGCAUCGCUGAUGUUUUCUAAUCUUGGCACAUCUUUCUGAGUCGGCCUCUAUGAAGAGGAGGGGCAUCUGCCUUGAAACGGAACCUGUCCCAGGAAACUGAAACCCCCCCUGCUACUCCGUGUCACUGUUCCUGUCCCGGCCGAGCGCUGCCACGACCCGCAGCCUCACGCAUUCCCAGUAAGCUGCUGUCUUUCACAGGAAUUCCAACAUGUCUUUUAAGCUUUUUCACAUGCUUUCCUGGAAACUGAAUCCCUCACUUCCUCCUGCCCUCCAUCUCCUUUCUAUGUAUCGAUGCUUUCUUUUAUCUUUUUUUUAAUCAUUCCACGAUGGCUGUAAGUGCUUAUCUUGCUAAGAGUCUGUUUGAAGUGAGGUAUAUUUUUGUAAUUGCUUUAUUUAUGGUGCAGUAGAGUGCUGUUCUACUAAACAGCUGCUCGUGUGAGAAUCAGUCCAACUCUUCCCUGCUAAAGAAUAAUACUGCAAGUUUUUGUGUAUAAAAAACAAAGAUUAAAUUAAAAAGUAAGAGAAUACAUUUUUGGACCAACUGUAAAUAGUGUACCCCUGUGUUUAUAUGUCAUGGUAUGCACAUAUUAUAGAGUAUUUGUCACCCUGCUGUACUUUAUAGUCUAUAACAUUUGCAUAUCUAAUAUGUGCUAGCAGAUUUCUAACAGAGGUCCAUGUACUAUAUGUUCCAGUGCAUUUCUACGUGCUCCCUGGGUUAGUGAGGAAUUCACUGUUUCAGCAUUUCCUUUUGAUAUUCUUGAAUGUAAUCUGAGAUGCAGGUUAAUGUAUGUGAAUAAAAACAUAAUUAAAGUGUUU